AUGAAGACUCAAACCCUCGCCCUUGCGGCUUUGGCCACCGGCUUCCAGCUUGCUGCUGCCACCGGAUGGGCAGACAAGUCUAGCUUUUCUUGUCCUUCAAACACCAACAAUGAGUGCUCUUCAACUCAAAAGAGUGGAUGGGAUUUCAGCGACCUCACAUCUGGAUCUUUCAGCAACUAUGACGCUUUCUCCUUCUCUGGAUUCACAUGCUCAAACUCUUUCGGCAAGCGUGAUAACCCAAAGUUCCCAAAGAGAACUUCCGGAAAAUGUAUUUCUGGUACAGCUUCUUCAGACCAUGGCUCAUGCCCUCAAUUCUCCUGCGGUAGCUCCUCCAAAUCUGGCUCUUCUAAAUCUGGAUCUUCCGGCGACAUCUCCGCUUUCUCCAUCUCCACCGUUCACGUUACUACUGAGUUCGAUUGUGAUUUGGAAUUCCACUAUGGUAUGGGUGAUGGAUCUACUUGCAAGCAAACUUCUCGUUGCUCAAGUGGAGGCUCCAUCAUCUCCAACUCUCAAUGUGGUGGUGCUAAGAACGUCACCGUUGUUUACUCUUCCGCAAGUCAAACACAUACUGCUGCUACUGGUAAGGCUUCUUGCAGUGUUGGUAUUAGCUCCAUUGGAUUCGACUGCAGCUCGGCAUCUACUACUCAACACCCAUCCACCACUGCUAGUGCCAAGACCUCUGUCAAGACUACUUCUGUCAAGACCACCUCCAGCGAAUCUUCCAAGUACACUUCUGUUGAAUCUUCCAAGACUACCUUAGUUUCCUCCAACAAGGUUACCUCAGUUAAGAGCACUCCUUCCGCCACCGGUACUUCAUACACCCUUGUCGGAACUGGUUCUACCAAGUCUUCGAUCAUUGGAACUUCAGUUAAGCCAAGCUCAAGUGCUGCCACAAGUAUCAUUGGAACUUCUGUUCACACUUCCCCAGCCGGUACAGCUCCAGGAAGCUCUGUUCACACUUACCCAGCUGGUACCGCUCCAGGAGCCUCUGCCUCUUCUAUCAUUGGUACAUCCGUCACUGGAUCUGGAUCUUCAUCUGUUGUCCAAUUGACCACUUCUACCAUCUACGCUACCUCUGUUUCUACCAUCAUUUCUUGCGCCGAAACUGUCACCGACUGCCCAGCUAGAUCAACUGCUUUGACAACUGUCGUUAUUGCCGUUUCUACCACCAUCUGCCCAGUCACCGCCACUGAGGUUCCAGGUUCAUCCGCUGCUUCUUCCAUCAUCGGUACAUCCGUUGUUUCUUCCCCAGCUGCUUCCUCCCCAGGUGCCUCUUCCCCAGCUUCAUCUGGUGCUUCUUCCAUCAUCGGUACAUCCGUUGUUUCUUCCCCAGCUGCUUCCUCCCCAGGUGCCUCUUCCCCAGCUUCAUCUGGUGCUUCUUCCAUCAUCGGUACAUCCGUUGUUUCUUCCCCAGCUGCUUCCUCCCCAGGUGCCUCUUCCCCAGCUUCAUCUGGUGCUUCUUCCAUCAUCGGUACAUCCGUUGUUUCUUCCCCAGCUGCCUCCUCCACUGCCCCAUGUGUCUCUUCCGGUGCCGUUCUCUCUGGCCAAACUGCUUGCCCAGUUUCUUCCGGAUCCGCUCCAUCCUCCUCCAAGGCUUCUUCCAUUAUCGGUACAUCUGUUGGAACUGCCCCAGUUUCCUCCCACGCAACCACUAGCGCAACCAGCCUUGCUACAACUGCUUACACCACCGUUAUUGUUCAAGAAUCCACCACCAUUUGCCCAGUUACCUUGACCCACACCACUGGAGGAGUUACCAGCUUUGAGACCACUUCGACCACCUCUACUGUUCGCUCUUCAUCCACAGUUGUUACUUCCAGUGUCAUCACUGUCACUGCCCCAGCCAGUGCCGCUUCUUCAACUGUUCAAGGUGUUACAUCUGUGCCAGCUCUAAGUGCUACUAGCGUUCAAACCACUGCUUACACCACUGUCGUUGUUCAAGAAUCUACCACUAUUUGCCCAGUUACCUUGACUCACACCACUGGAGGAGUUACCAGCUUCGAGACCACCUCAACCACCUCGACUGUCCGAUCUUCUUCUACUGUUGUCACUUCCAGUGUCAUCACUGUCACUGCCCCAGCCAGUGCCGCUUCUUCAACUGUUCAAGGUGUUACAUCUGUGCCAGCUCUAAGUGCUACUAGCGUUCAAACCACUGCUUACACCACUGUCGUUGUUCAAGAAUCUACCACUAUUUGCCCAGUUACCUUGACCCACACCACUGGAGGAGUUACCAGCUUCGAGACCACCUCAACCACCUCGACUGUCCGAUCUUCUUCUACUGUUGUCACUUCCAGUGUCAUCACUGUUACUGCCCCAGCCAGCUCAGUUGAAGGUGUUACUACCACCGCUUCUGCCACUACCCCAACUGAGACCGCUGCAUGCCCAGAUGUCUUGCCACAAUGCUUGAACACCUGGAUGUACUUGGUCGGUUGUGAGUCCAACACUGAUUCAGACUGCUACUGCCCAGAUACUGCAUUCAUUAACAGCGUCUUUGGAUGUGUUUCUGCAUAUGGUAUCUCCUCAUCUGACAUUGAUGCUGCUCAAAAGUACCUCCAAGGUAUCUGUGCCGCUCACGUCUCUACCAACCCAGCUAUUGUUACUGCUGCUUCUACCGUCUAUGUUCCAGCUGCUUCCAGUGCCGUCGCUACUUCAUCUGUUCAAGGUGUCGCUUCUACCCCAGUUACCACUGUUACUCUUAGCACCACUUUGGUUGUUCCAUGCACUGAGUCUACCGGUUCCCUCUCUGGAUCAGUCAUUCCAUCCUCAUCCACCACAACCACUAUUUCCACCGCUAUCACUGUUCCACAAGUCGCUUUCUCUACUGCUCCAGCAGUUGGAUCAGCAACACCUAGCGUUGCUCUUAUCCCAGGUACCGUUGCUGCUUCCCAAGCCGCAGGUUAUACCACCUCUGCUCCAUCAAGCACCACCAAGGUUGUUUCCGGUGUCGCAGGAGCUACCAAUGUUCCACCUGCCGCUACCACUUCGGCCACCGUUCCAUUCACUGGCAGCGCCAUCAAGAGCACUAGCAGCUUUGGUGGACUCAUCGCCGCUGCUCUUGUCGCCAUCUUUGCUUUGUAA
Molecule: messenger RNA, 3075 nt
Organism: Botrytis sinoallii
Lineage: Eukaryota; Fungi; Ascomycota; Leotiomycetes; Helotiales; Sclerotiniaceae
Exons: 2
Coding region: 1-3075 (1024 amino acids)
Source: RefSeq, a predicted model, not a curated record